AUGUCCAAUCAUUUCCACAACAGCAAACCUUCAGAGAAAAUUCGAAUCUUGCAAAAAGAUAGUUCGAAUAAAAGAACAUUUAAGAAUGUUUUCAAACUUUUAAGCAAAAAUGAGGAGAAGUUUCGGUUCGCUGACACCCGUGACAUCAUCAUGAUGGUAAUUGGUUUUAUACUGGCAGCAGUCAAUGGUGCUAUGCACAUUUUAAACAUGGUCCUGUACGGUCAGUUUGUUGGCUCAUUGGUUGAACAAGGAUACUAUGACAACGUCGCUAAGACUAAUUAUAUAAACUUGACCUCCUCACACUCUAACGGGCACAUGUAUGACAACCAAAGCUUCGUCGGUGCUAAUGGGAGCCAUAUUGUAGCUAAUGAUAGUGCCUCUACUCGAGCUCUGUCUGUGUGUGCCUGGGUGUGUGGAGCGACCAAGAAAAUUUUGUUCACGGUCUCAGCCCAGCGCCAAGUGAUCCGACUGAGGAAAUCUUUUUUCUCCAACAUCCUUGUCCAGGAGAUUGCCUGGUUUGAUGACCACAAGACGGGAGACUUGUCUGUUAGGAUGACAGAGGACGUGAACCUAAUAUACAGAGCUAUAGAAACAAAUCUACCCAUGGCCUCACAAUGGUUCUCCUGUAGUAUUGUCAGCAUAAUCAUCACUUUCACCUUCGGUUGGAAGCUGACAUUGGUAGUUUUGUGUGCCUACCCCGUUAUCAUUGGUGGAGCAGCAGCAGCCAACUGGAGUAUCGGUAAAACCACCAUGAAGGAAAGAGAGGCUUACGCAAGGGCUGGGGCUGUGGCUGAACAAGCCAUCUCCAACAUAAGGACAGUCGUGGCUUUUGGUGGGGAGGAAAAAGAGGCCAAGAGAUAUUAUGAAAACCUAAAACAUGCCCGAAAAUUCGGAGUAGAAAGAGGAAUAGCUAACGGUUUAGGACAAGGAAUGCUAUGGUGCAGUAUAUUUUUUGGCUAUGCGCUGGGCUUCUAUUACGGCGGUCAGCUGAUCAGAAGCGGCGAGUACACAGUCAGCUCUACAGUUGUGGUGUUCUUCUCCACCUUCAUCAGUGCUGUGUAUUUAGGUUAUGCUAUACCAGCAACAAACGGCAUUUACGUUGCAAUGGCUGCGGCAGUCAAGAUUUAUCGAGUUAUUGAUAAGAAAUCGUUGUGUGACAGCAGCUCAGCAGAAGGUGAAAUGCCGACACAAGUAAAUGGAGAAAUUCUUUUCCAAAAUAUCUUUUUCUCAUACCCAUCAAGACCCGCUGUACAGGUGUUGCGUGGCAUUGACCUCCAUGCACUUAAAGGUCAAACAGUUGCUUUGGUUGGGGCUAGUGGCUCAGGAAAGUCUACAAUCAUACAGCUCUUGCUGAGGUUUUACAACCCGACAAUUGGCAAGAUAUUAAUAGACGGCCAUGACAUUGAGAGCUUAAAUCUCCGAUGGAUACGUCAGCACAUUGGUCUAGUCAGCCAAGAACCGGUACUCUUUGCUACGACAAUCGCCGAAAAUAUCCGGUACGGUCUGAGGGAUGUUAGUAUGGAAAAAAUAAUAGAAGUCAGCAAACAGGCCAACGCAUACGACUUUAUUAUGGCACUUCCACAACAAUUCGAGACGUAUGUAGGCGAACAUGGCGCCCAACUAAGUGGAGGACAGAAACAGAGAAUCGCCAUCGCCCGAGCUCUGGUCAAGGACCCAAAAAUUCUUUUGCUGGACGAGGCGACCUCAGCACUGGACACUGAGAGUGAGGCCAUCGUACAAGAUGCUCUAGAUAAGGUCAGCAAAGGCCGAACAACGAUAAUCGUCGCUCAUCGACUUUCGACCAUUCGUAACGCUGACAAGAUAGUGACGCUGUCCAAAGGUCGAGUGGUGGAGGUGGGCACCCACACGGAGCUGAUGGACAAACGGGCAGUUUACUACAACCUCGUUUCUUCACAGAUCUUGUCUUAUCCCGACAAACGAGAGCAAGAGACUUCUAUCAACACCUUAUGUCUUCUGGUCGUCGGGUUGGCGAUCCUGAACUUGAGCGGGAAAUUUGUACAGGACUGGAUGUUUGCUGUUUCAGGGGAAUCUCUAACAACUCGUUUAAGGGACAUUCUAUUCCGGUCAUCUCUUCGACAGAAAAUGAGUUGGUUUGACGACCCGAGGAACGCUAUUGGUGUGCUGACAACAAGACUAGCAACAGAAGCUUCCAGAGUGCAAGAGACUUUCACCUCCGCCAUGGGUCUGACCAUCAACUCAGUGUCCUUGAUCGUGAUUGCCCUGGGGUUCGCCUUCUACUUCUCCUGGAAGAUGGCGUUGAUUAUAGUGGCAUUCGCACCUAUCGUCAUUUUUAGUGGGUGGGGACAAAUGGUUUUAACCAGUCGCAUCACAGACAAGACCAAGAAAGCUUUGGAAGAGGCUGUGGCGCAUGCCGUCCAAACCCUCUCUAACGUUCGGACUGUGGCCGCCCUGACACUGGAACAGAAAUUCUAUCAGAUGUUCGUCAAUAAGCUGGAGAAGUCGCCACACACGUUUAGUUCAGACGUCAUCGGCAGUGGCGUUCUGUACGGAUUCUUUCUGGCACUGCCGUAUUUCUCCUUCUCUGUGAUGUUUGCGUGUGGGUACCUUCUAGUCCGGACGGGGGAGUUGCCGUUUUAUGAUAUGAUACGAGUUUUUUCGUUUGUGACUGUAUCUGUGGUCACCCUAACACGGAUCGUGGUCCAGAUACCGGACACCACACUCGCCAAGCAGGCGGCCAAGACCAUUUUCGAAGCGGUGGACAGCACUCCUAGCGUGGCGGACAGUCAAGGGGGAUCUGUGAAACUUGACGGGGAUUCGUUUAAAAGUUCCAUUCAGUUUAAUGGUAUACGAUUCCAUUACCCCAUGCGAAAAGAAGUUCAGGUAUUAAAUGGCCUUGACCUAGAAGUUCGUCCCGGACAAACGCUGGCGUUGGUGGGUGGAAGCGGAUGUGGAAAGAGCACCAUAGUGCAACUAAUAGAAAGAUUUUAUGACGCCCAGGAGGGCAGCAUUCUUUUGGAUAAUCACAACAUCCUUGACCUUAACGUUCAAUGGCUGCGUAUGCAAAUCGGCCUGGUGUCACAAGAACCAGUCCUGUUCGACAGAAGUCUGGCUGAGAACAUCGCUUACGGGGACAACACGAGGGACGUGGGCAUGGAGGAGAUCAUAGAGGCAGCUCGGACAGCUAACAUACACACGUUUAUACAGUCUCUGCCCUCAGGCUACGAUACAAAUGUGGGGAAUAAAGGAACACAAUUAAGUGGAGGACAAAAACAAAGGGUGGCAAUCGCGAGAACUCUGCUGAGAAAUCCAAAGAUUCUUCUACUAGACGAGGCCACGUCAGCUUUGGAUACUGAGAGUGAGAAGGUGGUGUUGGAAGCGUUGGACAAGGCCAGGGAAGGUCGCACGUGCAUCACCAUAGCCCACAGGCUGAGUACCAUCAGAAACGCAGAUCGCAUCGCAGUAUUAAAGAAAGGCGUGAUCCAGGAGUUGGGCACACACGAGCAGUUGAUGGCAAGUCGUGGGGCGCUGUAUCGUAUGAUGAAAGCCCAGAGCAAGAGAUCUUGUGAUGACAAGGUUUAG
Molecule: messenger RNA, 3561 nt
Organism: Physella acuta
Lineage: Eukaryota; Metazoa; Mollusca; Gastropoda; Physidae
Product: ATP-dependent translocase ABCB1
Biological process (GO): oligopeptide export from mitochondrion
Cellular component (GO): mitochondrial inner membrane
Molecular function (GO): ATP binding; ATP hydrolysis activity; ABC-type oligopeptide transporter activity
Source: RefSeq, a predicted model, not a curated record